AUGGAAGGGUUAUCACUCCACAUCUUCUCUCUGCUCCUCACUCUUGUCACUCUUUUGCUCACUCCCUCUUCCUUGCACUCUUUCAACAUGACCUCCUCCACUGAUGAUUCUCAUCACAUCUCUGCAGAGUUGUUAUGCCAGUCCACUACACCUACAAUCUCUGCAACUCACAUUGAAAAUGUGCCUGCACUGUCUCAAUCUGGUUCUACAAGCACUUCUGACAUCCACACUUCCUGUCCAACUCAAGCCUCUAGAUCUGCCACAGGCAAGAAGAACUUCACAUGGUCAGCUGAGAGUGAUCCAGCCCUCAAACUUUGCAUACAUCCCAUUUUUUGGGAGAUCUCCAAGAUGUUUUUCCCAGGUGCAUCUGUCAAUCCCAAUUGCAUCAAGGCCAAGCUGAGGUGGCUGCUAGAGACAUACUACAGGGAGAAGAAGAAGCUUUCACUCACUGGAGCUGGUAUGCUGCUGGAGGACAUGGAUGCAUCCAACCUGUCCUACAUAUCUUGCAUUGCCCUGUCAACAAAGUACACUUGGUUCAAAAAGAUGCACAAGAUGAUGAAUGGCCAAUUCUAUGCCAAUCCCACAGCACUUAUCACAACUCCCAGUCUUGACUUCACCAGUGAUGACAAGGCUGACAUGCCUUCCUACAGCUCAGCUGACAUACCCAUGGAUCUUUCUGGAAGUGAGCCAUAUGAUCAUGGCACUCACAGCCAUGCCCAGCUCUCUCCCAGCACCAAGCACAAGCAAGGUGCCCUUGAUCACAAGUGCAACACACUUGCUGAAGCUUUCUAUCAUUCUUCCAUUGAUACCCUUCAGAUCUGCCUGCAGCUUGAACAGGAACACACCAGAUGCAAGAAAAUACUGGAGGCUGAGCAUACCAAGCAUGAGGAGAUGCACAUGCAGCAUGAGAGGGAGGAGAAAGAGUGUGAUGAAUGCAUUCAUGUGUGUGAUCAUGAAAUGGUGAUGGAGAUGGUGUGCCUCCUUGCUUCUCAGGCCAGCAGUGAACAGGAUGCUCAUCAGAACACCAGCAACAACAACAACAUGGACUCUUCAUUCAAUCUUCCUGUCCUGUAG
Ustilago hordei is the source of this 1074-nucleotide messenger RNA. RefSeq lists its product as uncharacterized. The record is from RefSeq and is a predicted model, not a curated record. Lineage: Eukaryota; Fungi; Basidiomycota; Ustilaginomycetes; Ustilaginales; Ustilaginaceae. The coding region runs from base 1 to 1074 and encodes 357 amino acids. The transcript is spliced from 4 exons.